GGGGGGAGCCGGGGCGGCCUCUUGUCCGGCCACCCCCACUGUCCAGUCCCGCUCCCGGCCGCGGCGGCCGCAGCAGUAGCGGCUCCAGGAUGGUGAGCGCCGCAGCCCCCCAGUCCCGGCCUGUCGCCCCCGGCCCGCGCCCCGACCCCGGGGCCGGACGCCCCCCCCGGCCGCGCACACUCACCUAGGACCCGGCCGGGAUGCGGAGGGCCAAGUCCCGAGGCACAAGGAUCCCCAGGUGCAGACCUACAAGAAGCAGGCACCGGGAGGGUCUGAUCCAGCCUGGGACAACAGUGGGGCUGAGCUGGGCCAUAGGCACAGCCUCCUCCACUGAAGCCCAAGAGUUGAAGUCUAUCCCUAACCUGCUCCAACAGUAGCUCCAGUACUGAGAAGAGGGUGCGACAAGGAGGGCUGCCCUGAGAGCGAUGCCCAGCCCACAGGCUCAUGCUGUCGAAGAUGCACUGGACACCGGAACACGCCCAGCCCCUCAACCAGUGGCCAGAGCAGCACCUGGACGUCUCCUCCACCACCCCGUCGCCGGCCCACAAGUUGGAUCUGCCCCCUGGGGGUCGCCAGCGCUGCCACUAUGCUUGGGUACACGACGACAUCUCUGCCCUCACCGCGUCCAACCUCCUCAAGCGCUACGCAGAGAAGUACUCCGGGGUUCUGGACUCGCCCUACGAGCGCCCCGCCCUGGGCGGCUAUAGCGAUGCCGCCUUCCUCAACGGUGCCAAGGGGGACCCUGAGCCCUGGCCAGGGCCGGAGCCACCCUACCCCUUGGCCUCACUCCAUGAGGGCCUCCCAGGAACCAAGUCGGGCAGUGGCGGCGGCUCCGGGGGCCUCGGGGGCUCCCCGGUUUUAGCCGGGAACCUGCCUGAACCCCUCUACGCCGGCAAUGCGUGCGGCGGCCCGUCGGCGGCGUCCGAGUACGCGGCGGGAUAUGGCGGCGGGUACCUGGCGCCUGGUUACUGCGCGCAGACCGGCGCCGCGCUGCCCCCGCCACCUCCGGCUGCGCUACUGCAGCCCCCGCCUCCGCCGGGCUACGGCCCCUCCGGGCCCCUGUACAACUACCCUGCGGGUGGCUACGCCGCGCAACCCGGAUACGCUGCCCUCCCCCCGCCCCCUGCCCCGCCCCCGGCCUCCUACCUGACCACGGGCCUCGCGGCGCCCACGCCCCUGCCCGCCCCGCCGCGGCCGGCGCCCUCCUCCUAUAGCUUCCAGGCGGCCGCGUCGGGUGCCGAGGCCGGGGUUUCACUGAAGCGCAAGGCCGCAGACGAGGGCGCAGAAGGCCGCUACCGCAAGUACGUCUAUGAGCCCGCCAAGGUCCCGGCUGCCGACGGCGCUAACUACCCCUCAGCGGACAAUGGCGAGUGUCGGGGUAACGGGUUCCAGGCGAAGCCGCCGGGAGCCGCGGAAGAGUCGUCGGGCAAGUACGGUGGCGGCGUUCCCCUCAAGGUCCUGGGCUCCUCCGUCUACGGCCCGCAACUCGAGCCCUUUGAAAAGUUCCCGGAGCGCGCCCCGGCGCCGGCUCCCCGCGGGGGCUUCGCCGUGCCGUCGGGGGAGCCUCCCAAAGGUGUGGACCCAGGAGCCUUGGAGCUGGUGACGAGCAAGAUGGUAGACUGCGGGUCCCCGGUGCAGUGGGCAGAGGUGGCAGGCCAGGGCGCGCUCAAGGCGGCGCUGGAGGAGGAGCUGGUGUGGCCCUUGCUGAGGCCGCCCUCCUACCCAGGCAGCCCACGCCCGCCGCGGACUGUGCUGCUUUUCGGGCCACGAGGCGUUGGUAAAGCGCUGCUGGGCCGCUGCGUGGCUACGCAGCUGGGCGCCACGCUGCUGCGCCUGCGCGGAGCGACCCUGACAGCUUCUGGCGCCGCCGAGGGCGCGCACCUCCUCCAGGCCGCCUUCGCGGCUGCGCGCUGCCGCCCGCCCGCCGUUCUCCUCAUCAGCGAGCUGGAUAUGCUACUCCCGGCUCCGGACGACGGUGCCGCCGUCACCGGCUCGCUGCAGGCGCCGCUGCUGGCUUGUCUGGAUGGCGGAUGCGGCGCCGGGGCCGACGGCGUGCUGAUCGUGGGCACCACCUCGCGGCCAGCGGCUCUGGACGAGGCGACCCGCCGGCGCUUCGCUCUCCGCUACUACGUGGCGCUGCCCGACGGUCCAGCCCGCGGACAGAUUCUGCAGCGGGCGCUGGCGCAGCAAGGCUUCGCGCUCAGCGAGCGGGAACUCACAGCCCUGGUGCAGGGCACCCAGGGCUUUUCGGGGGGCGAGUUGGGGCAGCUGUGCCAGCAGGCAGCGGGCGGGGCGGGCCUCCCAGGGCUGCAGCGCCCGCUUUCAUACAAGGACUUGGAGGCAGCGCUAGCCAAGGUGGGCCCUCGAGCCUCCCCCAAGGACCUGGACCGCUACGUGGAAUGGGACAAAAUGUAUGGCUCUGGACACUGACGGAGUGCGAGGAGGCAGCGGAGGUAGUCGCCCCUCCGUCUCCGCCCCCCUGUCUGGGGGGGAUGUCUUCUACCAAACCGGGCUGGGAGGGUGCUGGAGUGAUGAAUGUGGGCUGAGGGGGAAGGGGACUGCCUGUGGAUUUUUUUUUUUUCGUGGGAAGGAAAACGCUUCUGCUAGGCAGAUAGAUGCCAUAUAUGCUGUGUACUCAGGUUUUUCCUAUUUAUUGUGGAUGGGAAGCUUGCCAUCUCCACCCCGCGGACGGGCAGACCAGGGAUGGGCUGGCACCCGGGGCCUAAGGAACUCCUGCUCUCUUGCCACAAUCUUUUUGUCUCCUCGCUAUCUGAAUGCCUCUCACCCUUCCCCCACGCUCCCCUUUCUUUGCAUUCUCAUAGUUUUCUCCCCUGCUGCUUUGUCACUGACCCCCGCCCCCCAUAUACUAGCCUUCUCUUUUGCUCCUCCCCUUAUAUCUCCAUCUAUCACCUUCUGUGCGUCUGUCUCCAUCCCUUGCUCUCCAGGCUCUCUGUGUCUCUUGGUCCCUCUCCCUGCCUUCUGUCCCUCUCAUUCAAACACUGCGGUGUCCCUUUGCAGGAGAUCUGGAGGUCUGGGGGCUGAGGAGGAGGGGAUAGGGAAGUACCUCCGAACCCGUUAUCCUUUACCCAGCUAAACCUUGGGUCUGGAGGGAGUCAAGAAAAAAAAAAAACACCCAAAGAAGGGUUUUUGUUUUUGAGGGGGAGUCCCAGAAAUGUAGCUUGUUUAAUAUUUUAGGCCUCUUAUUUUUGUAAGAUGUGUAGAAUUUGCUGUUUUUCUUUUUCUUUUGACAACUCAGGAAGAAACUGACCUCAGAAAGAAUGUUAGACUUUGGCUGCUCUCUGGUGUGUUCCCUGCCCCCCUCCCUCAUCCCCAAGGGAGCAAAUUUUCCCAGAAGACUCAGAAAGUGAAAAUUUCAGGAAAGGGGAGAGGAAGACCCAGAGCCACACUGAAAUCCUUGUUCUUCUGGGGACAGAAGCAGAAUGUAUUUCUGGGGCUUCCUCCCCAGAUCUAAGGUUGUGGGCAGGGGUGUGGGGAGUGGGUUCUGAAAGGAGGCUGCCCUGCUGCCUUCCACAUACGUUUUCUGUGAAGGGUUAUCCAGAGGGGAUGCCUUGGCCCACUUCCUACCCCUGACCCAGAAGGCAGGUUGAAAGGGCCCAAAUGGGCAGGUGACAUGGACAGAAAGUUCCCAGAUAGGUCGUCUCACGUGGCCCUUGCCUACCUAAAGGUCUUCUGUAACUUACGCUGAGAGGAUUCCUUCAGGAGGAAGACAGUCUGGCCAGUCUGGUUGGGCGCAAAACUGACUAUGGACUCAGCCUUCCCUGUCAGUUGGGGGGCUCUGAGGAGGGGUGAACAUGUGUUGCAGGACAAGUGUCUGUGCGGAAGUGUGCCUCUCCUAUUCUUUCAGGGUCCUAGGUCUGAACUGUAGGGGCUGUGAGAGGAUGAAGGAGAUGGGCAGGCUUUUUCUCUCGGGGGGUUUAUCUCAGUCCCACCCAAACUUUUACCCAAAGCCCAGGCUUUAGGGCCCUUCCUUGUGAGAAUGGUAUUCUUCUCCUUCCCACCAACUUUUCCUUGAUGGGCUUCAUCGGUUUGCCUCCCUCACCCUUCCAGGGAGCCCAUUCUGCAAACUCUGAGCUUUGGUGCAAAGCAGGCGGGGACAAGCCCUCACCCCUACCUCUUCUGUCUCCCACCUCAGCCUCCCUUCCUGUUGACUGCCCACCUUUAUAGUUCCUAGUCUCCAUUCACUUCCCACUCCCAGCUGGAAGGGUGUCUCUGGCGGACAUUUUGGGUGCCAAGGUGCUGAGGGCUGGCCUAGGAGUGCUAAUAGGAAAGCUGCUCUGUUUUUCCCCCUUCUGCCCCUUGGUCUCUUUCUGGCCCUCUUCUCCUUGGAGCCAGCUGAUUGCAGGGCUUUGGUUCCUCAGCAGCAGUGGACUGCAGGGUCCUGGCUGUGAAAGACCCUUGGAGCAGGGAAUGAAGAGGUUCUCUCAGGUGUGUGUACCAUAUAUGGGGGAUGGAAGGUGUCGGGGAAGCGGGUUGGUAUUCCAGCCUUCCGUUCAAGGGGUAGGCAGCUUUGGAGGUGGGGGGAAGAGCUCACUGACUGAGACCCAGGGCCCCCCACUGCUUCCUCUACUGGCUUUGGGGAACUUUGCACAAGGAGACAACCCCCAGUCUACUAGCACCUACCUCAUGGGCGCUGGGGUGGGUGGGGGAAGGGCAGGUCCAGCUCUGGCAAUGUUGUGGGGGGCAUACCAAAGAAACCAGGGGCAGGAUUUGGGGAGGGCAGACUCAGCAAGCUGGCCCUCUCCUUCUCUACCCAGAUUGGGAUGGGGUCCUCUUCUCCAGCUGUAACCAUUUCUACCUCAUUUUGCUGUGUGUUGUACAUGGACGUAUUUAUCUCCUGUCUGACGAUGCUCUGCAGUUGUGGUCUGUCUACCUCAGAAGAGACUGUAUUUUAAAAGAAAGUAUUACACAGUAUUAAAGCUAUGA
Manis javanica (Malayan pangolin) is the source of this 4944-nucleotide messenger RNA. RefSeq names its product fidgetin like 2 (gene FIGNL2). The record is from RefSeq and is a predicted model, not a curated record. Gene Ontology annotation, molecular function: ATP binding; microtubule severing ATPase activity; ATP hydrolysis activity. Lineage: Eukaryota; Metazoa; Chordata; Mammalia; Pholidota; Manidae.